CAAGGAUUAGGCAUGUUUUUUUUAAGAUUACGUGAGGUCAAAUGGCACUAAAGGCAGUCAUAAUAUGUGCACUGAUAUUUACAGAAAUCAGCCAAUUCAUUUUAUAAUCUUACAAACAACUGUACACUACACGCACCGGCUACCAAAUGAAGAUCCUACCAUUUAUAUCCUGCCUCCUUCUAGCGUGCUUUGCAGCAGCUAGUGAAAUUGGAACCGUCAUCGUCACAGAAAACUUCUUCAAAGAGGAAUACGUCACCUACACCAGCGAACACGACAUCGUCAAAAUAUACAUUCCCUUCAACAAGUUCAACUUCCAAAAUGAUGGGCCAAAUAUAAUAUUCUUUGUAGAAGCCGAUAUUAAUAACAAUGAACAAAAAUAUAAAGGAUUAUACGUUUUCAAAGAUGGUAAAGCCACUAAAGUACUAGACAAUGGCAGAGACGCCGUAGCUACUAGUGAAAAUGUAAUUUAUUUCGGAGCUAAUGAUGGCAUUUACAAAUAUAAUGAAGCUGAUAAAAGUGCUGCAAAACAUGGCACUGUUACUGACAAUAUUAUUCAAUUAGCGCAUAGCAAUGUGACAAAUACUGUUUACUAUUUAACUGCAAACCAUGAAGUGUUCAAGCUUAAUAAUGAAGCAACUAAUAGUGUUAAAGUAGCACUCGUCAAAGAUGUCCAAGCUUUAGUAUUCGGUUAUGAAGGAAACAUGUAUUACCUUGAUUCUAAUAAGAAUGUGUAUGUAUUUAAUGAUGCAGAUAACACUGAACCUAAGAAAGUAGUAGGUUUACCGUCUCAAAUUGAUAAACUCACGCUAAUUGCACCCCUAAACGGCAUGGAAAAAGGUUCGGUUUUGCUUGUAGAUAAGACAAUAUACGUUGUCAAGCCAGAUGCUACAAUUACUAGAGAACUCAGACCAAAAACUAAAGUCAGCCUGGAAGUAGAACUGACUGCCUUCGGACCGCAACCAACUAUGAUCCAAUUUUACGCUAAAGACAAGAAACUGUAUGAAUUUAAUCUCUUCGUUAUUAUGAAACAGCACAAAGAAUAUUUCGAAGGCUUUUAGCAACUUUCAGUAAUUCUGUACUACUUAAUAUUGCUAAAGUUUGUAGGAAUUUGUUAACAUCUUAAAUUUCUAAUAAUCGCCGUUUAUGCAAAGUCAUAUCAUAUUUAAAGUGACAUCAAUAAGAUUAAAUUCCAUCAGAUAUUCACAAUUUUUGUACAAGCAAAGCGUUUGGACGCAAAAAGAUACAUAGAAGAGACGCUAAUAAAAUAAUAAAAAUAUCAGAGUUACUUGCAGUGCCCACUCGAUUUACAUUUUAAUAAAUUAUUCAAAAUU
This is a messenger RNA of Cydia pomonella (codling moth), 1331 nucleotides long. RefSeq lists its product as uncharacterized. Lineage: Eukaryota; Metazoa; Arthropoda; Insecta; Lepidoptera; Tortricidae. The transcript is spliced from 2 exons. The record is from RefSeq and is a predicted model, not a curated record. The coding region runs from base 147 to 1058 and encodes 303 amino acids.